Messenger RNA from Menidia menidia (Atlantic silverside), 597 nucleotides. The record is from the annotation of a GenBank genome assembly. Lineage: Eukaryota; Metazoa; Chordata; Actinopteri; Atheriniformes; Atherinopsidae.
UUGAGAUCCACGUCCUCUAAAGGAAUAAUGGGAGCCCAAAUGGCAAGCCUGGACGACAUCUUGGAGGAGGACAUGCACCACUGGUACACUAAAUUCAUGAAGGAAUCUCCUUCGGGGCUCAUCACACUGUUUGAGCUGAAGACAAUGCUGGAAAUGAACGGAAUGACGGAGGAGGCCAGCAGCUACGUGGACCAAGUCUUCUUCACUUUUGACAUGGAUGGGGAUGGAUACAUAGACUUUGUGGAAUACAUUGCAGCUAUAAGUUUAUUACUAAAAGGAGAAAUAAAUCAGAAAUUAAAGUGGUACUUCAAGCUCUUUGACCAAGACGGAAACGGAAAGAUUGACAAGGAUGAACUGGAGACUAUAUUCAAGGCUAUUCAGGAUAUCACCAGAAGUUAUGAAGUCCCUCCGGAGGAGAUUGUGACUCUUAUAUAUGAGAAAAUAGAUGUCAAUGGAGAAGGUGAGCUGACACUGGAGGAGUUCAUCAGUGGCGCGAAGGAGCACCCCGACAUCAUGGAAAUGCUCUCUAAGAUGAUGGAUCUUACCAACGUCCUGGAAAUUAUCAUCAACGGUCAGCAGAAAAAAGCUGUGAAUUGA